AUGUUGCGUAAAUCUCGUAACCCUAGUGAAGAAGAUGAAGAGUCGACCCGGCGGGGUAAGCUCAGUGAAUUCAGCAACAAGGUGGAACGAAUGUUCCGUGCAGCUUUUAAAAAAGACUCAAACAUCUCCAGCCAAUCAAAACAACCACAAAAAUCGGUCGACUCAGAUAUCGAAGAGGCACCGAAAAUCGAAGCCGUCUUCUCCCCAAUGAGAAAAACCCAGAUAUCCGUCGAAAAGAGUCAGAACCUGGACAGUUCCGAUGUCUCCUCAGACCUCGAUACAGGCUCUCGAACAAACCUAGUGAAAAUCGACAAAAUAUCGAAACUGAGUGAAGAGAAAAACGAAAAAGAGAAGCAACAAUCUAAAUCAACUACUCGAAAACGCCAUCAAUUGAAAAGAUCUCAACACGUUCAUUCAAACGAAUUGGAACCGAAUUCUAUGGACGUAGUUGUAGAUAUUCACUGCGAAAAUCCUAACAAAAAUGACAAAGACAAUGCAAACAUGACUGAAGAAGAGACAAUUGAAAGUUUAUCAGAAACCGAACUGGACAAAUCACCCAUCAAGGAUGAUUCGAAAGUGCAUGAACAAGAUUCAUUCGUGAAUUCAGUAGAUUCAGUGAAAAAACAACGGAAACGAUGGUCUAAAGAAGCCAGUGUCAUAAAGUUACCUUCAAGGACUUCAUUCUCAUCUACAUCAGCACGAAGCAGCCCCUGGAGAUCUCUGCAUGACGAAGACACAGUGGUACCAGUCCUAGCACCUAGAAUAAACAAAAUAAUUAAUUUACAAGAAGAAGAUUCUGAUGCAGGGCUUGACAAUGCUGCAUUCGAAUCUGAUCAUGACGAUGAUCAAGUCUUGAGGAUCGAGACUAGUCACGGAGUCACAGAGCAAACGAAAAUAGAGAUGAGAUCGGUGGAAAAUACUACAGACUCAUUAGACUCUUCUCCACAGAUCUUGAAAUCAAAAAUCACACAAAUUACGAAAUUCACAAAACUCUAUAGGAAAUCAUCUUCACAGUCUGAGGGGUCUAAAGUUGAAGAUAUUAUUGAACAAAUGCCAAGGAGAGUAAAGUCAUUUGUAUCGGAAAAUCCGUCAAUCGAUCACUCUGAAGACAGUCUUUUAUCUAAGAAGCGACAAAAGAAAGCAAAAUCGAAGGCGAGAACGAGAACUGAGAGGAAUGACAAGAAGUCUUCGAGAUCGAGUGAGUCAGGGGAUUAUAAUCAGACUGGUGAUUCUGAGCGUUUAUUAUCAGAUCUUCCAGGAUCGAGAAAACCGCCAAGAAGAGCAAAACGAGAAACACAAGGUGAAGAACAAGUUUCUUCAGAGGAGGUAGAAUCAACGCCAAAAAUACGGAAAAUAAAGCAGAAGAGAGAGUCUCUGUCCACAACCCGAUAUUCUGAAGAUACAAUCCUUUCGAAUAAGGAAAAAUCAUCGAAAAAACUGAAGAAACCAAAGAAGAAAAAGGAGAAGAAAGAGGAAAUGAAAUUCACUUCUGUGAAAAUUCAUAAAGCUGAUAUGUUAGAGGCUGAUUAUGUUACAAGACAUCCAAUGGUAAUCGUUCAUAUUGUAGAGGCUAAUACUGGAGAUUAUUUGAAGUUGGAGGGAUCUGAAAUAAGUAGACGUCCUUUCCUCCAGCCCUUGAUCACUGGAACCUUUGAUUUCAAAGAGAACAAGUCGAUGGUGCCUUAUUGGGAUGAAGAAUUGAUAUUCGAACUGGAUUUCGAGAUUUUAAUGGGGACUGAGAAGGAUCAAGUACUAGUUUUGUUUGAGGUUGUUGAUUUGCUGAGUUUUGCUGAGGCUAGCCAGAACUAUGACCAAUUUGGAGCAGAGAAUUGCUGGUAUAAAAUCGCCUGGGCCUUUUUGAAACCAGUGGGGCGGGAGAGGAGGUGUCAUCUGAAUAAACAAGUGAGGCUGCAGUUGUACAAACCGAAGAGGUUGAUGCGGAAGACUAUCAGACAUAAGUGUGAGGCCUUCAGUUGGUGGAAAUCUGGAGCUCGUGAAAAAUACCCCAGCUCCCUUUACACUACUAUAACAUCAGUGUCACCACCCAAACUAGAGCCAGUUUUCUACGGACAACUCGUCAACGAUCUGCCAUCGCCUCCAUUCCCUCAAAAAUCUCCCCACACCCCGGAGCCCAUCCACCUCCCGAAAUGGAGCCGCCUAGCUGCCCAAUCUUGCAAAAUUCCCAACGACUUCCACUUCCAAACUGAAAUCGCGGAAAACGGAAGCUUUUACGUCCUCUUCAGCAACAAUGGGAUGUACCUGGCCUCCGUCAACUCCGAAGAGUACGACUACCCGAUCAUCAUCCAUAAAGUCGACGAAAUGAAAAUCUUCAUCAGGUUCACCGGCCACAAAAGCUUCGUUUACUCCCUAGACUGGUCUCAGAACGAUGACUAUCUCCUCUCGGUCUCAUCCGACCAGACUGCUAGAGUCUGGGACGUCAAGAACAGACUAAUCCACCAUAUUUUCAUGCUUCCUCACCCCUCCUACAUCUACUCCGGAAAAUUCCAUCCAUCUUUGCACUCUCAGAUGAUUGCAACAGGUUGUUACGACCACUUUGUCCGAAUCUGGGAAAGAUCCUCAUUAUCCUACGAACUCUUGCAAGAACUUGAGGGACACGAAGGUUUCAUCAACUCCAUGUGCUUCCAGAAAAAUGGAUCUUUGCUAACUGCUGAUAGCAUUGGAGUCAUCAUCCAUUGGGCAAUUCGUAAAAGUCGAAAAAAGAUGAAUAAAGAUUGGGGAAUCUUCAGAAAGAUCAAGAUAAAAGAAGUUGAGGGGGUACCCAUCAACACAAUUGUGCUCCAUCCGUUGGGCUCUCGUUUGCUGGUACAUUCCAGAAAUAAUGGUUUGAGGAUGUUGGACCUAGCCACUGGAGUUGUAUUACAGAAAUAUGAAGGGCUGAAGAGUCUCAGAAUCCAAACAACUGCGAGGAUAUCACCAUGUGGAGGAUUAUUGCUGUGUGGAGGUGAGGACGGAGUUCUGAAUGUCUGGAGUGUUGAAUCCGGGAAGAAAGUCGCUGUUUAUCAUACUCAACCGAAGAAUCUACCAGUCACUUGUGUGGAUUAUCACCCUUAUGAUCAUGUGCUUGUUUAUUCGACUUUUGGCGCUCCUUCCGGUGCUGUUGUCCUUAGGUUCGAUAAAAACCCAGGUGGUGAGGGGGUGGGAUUGAAGAUGUUGAAUGAGGAUGGUGAUUUAUCUGUUAAAUCUGGUUCAGUUAUUGGGAAUAAAUUGAAUUCUAGUAGAAGAUUCUCAGAGGAAACUUUGAGAUCUCAAAAGAAUUACGUGAUGAGAGCAGAAUCUUCGGAAAAUGCGAGGGACACGAGUAAUGGGAGUCGUGAGGACUUGAGGAAGAGAUUGAAGAUAUUCAAUGAAACUGAGGGAGAACUGAAGACUAAAAGUGCUAAUAGGUUGACAAAUAUUAUUGCGAAGAUUGAUAGAAUUUUGUCAAAUAGCUCAAAGUCGAAUUAUGAUGUCGAAGCGAAUAGGUUGGGUGUUCCUAUGGAGGAGGUUUCUAGGGUAAUCCCCUACGUUCCUCCUUUAUUUUCAACAUUUGAAGAUAAUUCUAGUGAGUCCAAAUCGAGUGAAAUAUUCGAGAUGAUGAGUUUAAAUAGAAAAAAUUUUGAAAAAAGUAAAUCGAAGAGUGCGAGGAUAGAAACUACGUUCAGAACUUCCGAGGAGGAGGUUGGAAGAGCAUUUUCAGAUGGCAUUGUGAACUGCAGGGGGAGGAUAAGGGGAACCAGGGAGCCUUGGAAUACUGGAAAUUACAGGAUUGAUAAGGAAAGGCAGGAUAAAGAGGAGCGAAGAGAGAGUAGUGGAGACAGUGGAGAAACUUAUGUGGUUGAAAUUGAUGAAAAUCGAGAGGAAAUGAGGGUGGAGAGCCAGAGUUCGGUAAGGAGUGAUGCCACUUUUGUUGUAGAGAAUGAGAAGAUUAAACCACCGGUGCCUAAGCCUCGGAGACGAUCUGGUCUGAUUAAUGAUAUCAAUUAAAUAGAGUAUAUUAUGAAUUAAAUUUUUUGUAGAUAGUAAAACAGAUUUAUCAAUUAUUAACAGUAUCACAAAUUCGAGGAACAUUAAAUUGGA
Molecule: messenger RNA, 4077 nt
Organism: Diachasma alloeum
Lineage: Eukaryota; Metazoa; Arthropoda; Insecta; Hymenoptera; Braconidae
Product: jouberin
Exons: 2
Coding region: 1-3984 (1327 amino acids)
Biological process (GO): motile cilium assembly
Cellular component (GO): ciliary basal body
Molecular function (GO): protein binding
Source: RefSeq, a predicted model, not a curated record